AUGCGCGACCCGAUCUUCGCGAAGGUUGCCUACCGCCUGAAGAAGCAGAGGAUUGACGUGAACACGGUGGACAAGAUGAGGGUCGAUGUCCGAAAAGCCGUGGCCGCAGCAGAGAGACGCGCGAAAGAGGCCGAGUCAGAGCAGGCGACCGUCUGA
Symbiodinium sp. CCMP2456 is the source of this 156-nucleotide messenger RNA. Lineage: Eukaryota; Dinophyceae; Suessiales; Symbiodiniaceae. The record is from the annotation of a GenBank genome assembly.